Molecule: messenger RNA, 2401 nt
Organism: Pundamilia nyererei
Lineage: Eukaryota; Metazoa; Chordata; Actinopteri; Cichliformes; Cichlidae
Product: perforin-1-like
Exons: 10
Coding region: 33-1589 (518 amino acids)
Biological process (GO): immunological synapse formation; T cell mediated cytotoxicity; defense response to virus
Cellular component (GO): membrane
Molecular function (GO): wide pore channel activity
Source: RefSeq, a predicted model, not a curated record
AUAAAAUAACCUGACAGUCAACACAAAAAGCCAUGCACUCCAGUCCAACCCCACCUCCUCUUUACCUGAGCCUCCUUCUCUUUCUGUCAUGGAACUCCCCAGUUCUUUCCUGUAUGACAGUGAACAACAGCAAGUGUGAGUCUGCUCCAUUUGUACCAGGCCACAACCUGAUUGGGGAGGGAUUUGAUGUCAUCACCCUGCACCGAAAAGGAGCCUACCUGAUUGAUAUAGCUACUUACCGCAAACCAGAUGGCACCUGUACUCUCUGCACCAACCGCAAUCAAAACAAAACUCUACAAAAACUGCCGGCCUCUGUUGUCGACUGGCGUGCAAUCAGCCAAUGCAAAACCGAUAUCUCCAGCAGUGCACACACCACUGUUAGUUCACUACUUAACUCUAACACUGAUCAGGACAUCCACGACUGGAAGGCUGGACUAAAUAUAAAUCCCAAAUCUACCAGCGUGGGGAUUGGAGGAACACACUCCAUGGCAUAUGCAUUUGCUACAAAAAGGACCAAAGAGGACCACUACUCCUUCAGCACACACACGGUCACCUGUACUCACUAUCGUUACCGGGUAUCAAGCAGACCGACUCUUAGCUCUGAGUUCAGCAGGGAUGUGGCCAGUUUGCCAAGUCGCUAUAACUCCUCCACCAGAGAUCAGUACAACGAGGUCAUAGAUACCUACGGCACACAUUACAUUCGCAAGGUUCGUCUUGGUGGCCGUCUUAGACGAGUCACAGCUGUACGAACCUGUUUGUCCAGACUAAACGGAUUCUCCUCAAAUGAGUUACACUCCUGCCUGUCGAUGGGUGUCUCCAUUGGCUUGGGAAAGCUGAAUCCAUCUGCUGUCCAAGGUUCUUGCAAAAACAUCCUGGAAAACCAGGAUGUUGCCACUAGGUAUAGCUCUGGUCUCCACCAACACUAUACGGAUGUGGUGGGAGGUGAUGGGUGGUUGGGAGAGUUUUCACUUGCAUAUGAUGACUCCCUGGGUUUUAAAAACUGGCUGAACAGUCUGAAGGAUCAUGCAGAUGUUGCUUCCUACUUCAUUCGCCCAAUGUAUCAGCUGAUACCGAAAGGCACAAAGAAGUCAGGGAUGAAGGCGGCCAUAGAGCAGUACAUAACAGACAAUGAUGUGAGUCAAUCACACAGCCAACAAAAUUGCUGGCGGGGCAAUCCUAACCUAGAUUUCAACUGUUGUCCACGACAAGCCUGGAGGGGGAAGCUAACUGUGGAAAUCAUCCAGGCCUGGAAUCUGAAAGGAGAUCAUCUUGGCCCAACUGACAGCUAUGUUAAACUGAGGUUUGGUUCCAUCAAUCAUCAGACUCGCAUGAUCGAAUCAAGUUAUCCCCGAUGGAAUGCUUAUUUUGAUCUUGGACAGGUGGACACACACAGUGAUGUGUAUGUUGAAUUAUGGGAUGAGGAUCUGUUCUAUGAUGAUCUUCUGGGAUCAUGUUCCCGGCGUCCAACUCAGGGGACACGUAUAUUUUCCUGUUCAGCUGACAGUGGCAGCUAUGAGUUCAAGACCACUCUGACCUGCGACUCACAUCUCACAGGAGCCUGGUGUCACCAAUAUACACCAUCUGCAUAAUGAGAAAUGCAUUUUGGGGCUGCAUGUCUUUCUCCUAUAAUCAAUUGUGAUAAAUCUGUUGAUCACAUAAGAGUCACAUGACUGAUGGGUUUUUUCUUUCAUUUUCCUCGUAUAUAUAUCGUACAUAUCCAUUUUUUUAAUUUGAUCUUCUUUUCAUUUGUCAUUCAGUUAUUUUUUAUAUUUUAUAUACAUAUGUAGUUUCAUUUUUUUCAGAUUAUACUUGAUUUCAGUUUGUCAAAUACAUGUAACCCUUUUGUUUACCUUCUCAAACAAAUAAAAAAAGCAGGGUAAUGUUAAAUUAAAAAAAGAAAGAAAGAAACAUGAUAACACAACAAGAAAAUAUCACAUAAUAUUUGUUAAACAAAAGACUAUUAUACUUCAUGUCACAGUGUGGGCAGGUCAAACACAAGUGCAUUUGUCUGGAUAUACAGAUUUUAAAAAGUAGGAAUUUCUGGGGAAAUUAUUUUUAAAUUCAGCAUCUGGUGAUUUUAAAAUGUGUAUCAAUGAAGUUAUAUACCCUCAAAAUUAUAACGUGGUGAGUAACGACAGGUUUUGAUGGUAAUUUCUUAGAAAUACUCAGAAUACGUUUCUACACCUAGUAGCUUCUUGUGGCUGCUCCCUUACUCACAAAGAGCUGAUGCACCCCUGAGGAAUUUGUGUCUCCUCCCAUUCUCAAACUGUAAAAUAUUACACUAUGAACCCACUACCUUUUUUUAUACAGCUUAAAAUAGCUUAAUUCAUUUGCAAAUCAAGCAAAGGAUUUGAUAAUGUUUUUGAUUUUUAUUACUCUUAAAAUGUUUUAAAAAAUCAUU